Callorhinchus milii (elephant shark) is the source of this 1535-nucleotide messenger RNA. RefSeq names its product kynurenine--oxoglutarate transaminase 3. Gene Ontology annotation, biological process: biosynthetic process. Bases 132 to 1511 code for a protein of 459 amino acids. The record is from RefSeq and is a predicted model, not a curated record. The transcript is spliced from 15 exons. NCBI's taxonomy places the organism in Eukaryota, Metazoa, Chordata, Chondrichthyes, Chimaeriformes, Callorhinchidae. Gene Ontology annotation, molecular function: L-kynurenine:2-oxoglutarate transaminase activity; pyridoxal phosphate binding. Gene Ontology annotation, cellular component: cytoplasm; mitochondrion.
GGAGGGGAAAAAAAACUCCCUGUGGCUUCCAGUUUCAGCAUCUAACUUGGUUUGGAGAGGAGAGGAGAGGCCACGACUGAGCCGCCAGUGUUCAGUUGGUGCAAAUAAUAACCCUCUCCACCAGCACAAGUAUGCUCCGCACUCAUUCCCUGAAGCAUUUUCAAAUUCCGCGUUACUUUCAAAACACAAUUCUUACUUCUAAUGUGGUGAAGUUUUCUACCUCAAAGAUGAUUUCAUCCAGACAUAAAAAUGCAAGAAGGAUUGAAGGACUAGAUAAAAAUGUAUGGAUUGAAUUUACCAAGCUCGCUGCCGAACCUGGGGUGGUCAACCUUGGUCAGGGUUUUUCAGACAUGCCACCUCCAAGUUACAUAAGAGAAGCCCUGGCUAAUGCUGCCCUUGGAGAAAAUUUUCUGAUAAACCAGUAUACAAGAGGUUUUGGUCACCCUCCAUUAGUGAAGGGACUUGCUGAGCUUUAUGGAAAUAUAUACAGGCAUCCAAUUGAUCCAUAUAAAGAAUGCCUCGUAACUAUCGGAGGAUAUGGUUCUCUGUUUAGUUCCAUACAAGGUCUGGUCGAUGAGGGAGAUGAGGUGAUAAUCAUUGAGCCAUUCUUUGAUUGUUAUGAGCCAAUGGUUAGGAUGGCAGGAGGGAUUCCGGUCUUCAUCCAGUUAAAGCUUAAGUCACUAAAAGAAGAAGUUGGACAUGCAAUAUCCAGUGGAGAUUGGGCCCUUGACCCUGAUGAACUUGCGAGCAAAUUUAAUUCUCGGACUAAGGCAAUAAUACUUAAUACACCCAAUAAUCCUUUAGGCAAGAUAUUUAAAAUGGAAGAACUGGAGGUGAUUGCAGAUCUGUGCAUUAAGCAUGAUGCUCUCUGCUUCAGUGAUGAGGUGUAUGAAUGGUUAAUUUACACUGGACAUCAACACAUAAAAAUAGCCACUUUGCCCGGAAUGUGGGAAAGGACAGUGACCAUAGGAAGUGCUGGAAAAACAUUUAGUGUGACUGGCUGGAAGCUUGGUUGGUCAAUUGGUCCAGAAAAUCUGAUAAAACAUCUUCAGACUGUUCAACAGAACUCCCUUUAUACUUGCCCUACUCCUAUACAGGAAGCUGUUGCUCAAGGUAUUCUCAAGGAGCUCGGCCGUUUGCAUGAUCAAGAAUGCUAUUUUUAUUCCCUACCCCGUGAGCUAGAAGUCAAACGAGAUCGUAUGGCAAAGUUUCUCCAAGUAGCGGGAAUGAAUCCAGUUAUCCCUGAAGGAGGAUUCUUCAUGAUUGCUGAUAUUUCUGUUCUAAAUCAAGAUCUCUCACAAGAUCCCUCGGAAGCGAAUCAGCCCUACGAUUACAGAUUUGUGAAGUGGAUGAUUCAAAACAAACGACUGGCAGCUAUACCCAUGACUGCAUUUGUCAGUGAUCCGUCUAAGAGACAUUUUGAGAAAUACAUUCGGUUCUGCUUUAUCAAGAAAGAUAGUACCCUGGAAUCAGCAGAGACUAUUUUCAAGAACUGGAAGCUGAAGACAUAGCUUCAUUAAAUCUAGACAAUAUUA